Messenger RNA from Schistocerca cancellata (South American locust), 2216 nucleotides. Its product is annotated as rabankyrin-5-like. The transcript has 11 exons. Bases 137 to 1990 code for a protein of 617 amino acids. Gene Ontology annotation, molecular function: protein binding; metal ion binding. NCBI's taxonomy places the organism in Eukaryota, Metazoa, Arthropoda, Insecta, Orthoptera, Acrididae. The record is from RefSeq and is a predicted model, not a curated record.
CGUCCGUCCCAACCAGUACGAACUACGAAGUGCUGUCCUUUGUUAUUGCCAGGUGUCACUUGUCAUGUGUAGUGUUUAUUUGUUGUGACUGCGUCUGUAAGGAGGCUUUCUUUUUUUUUUUUUAUGCGAAGGCGCUAUGUCACAACUCACUGAAUUUGAUAAAGGCCGGAUACUUGCUUUGUAUCAAGAUGGCUAUGCGAUCAGGGCCAUUUCCCGUGCCUUAGGAUUCAGCAAAUCUACAGUUCAUCUCUGGGUGAAGAGGAUGGCAAAAGAAGGCCACGUUACUUGUCGGCGUCGCUCUGGACGGCCACGGAUUACCACUGAGGAUCAAGACAAGAGUAUACGCCGUUGCGUUGAUGAAGACCCUUACAGGACAAGAAAAGAAAUUAAGAACAUGCUUCACCUAAGCGUGAGCAAGGAGACCAUACGCCGUCGGCUCAUCGAGCAAGGAGGCACUCAAAAGAAUGAAACCCCUCUUCAGUUUGCAAACCAGAGUCAACUGACUGAUGCAGUAGAAUCUCUCUGUAGUGUUGACAUGUCUUUGCCAGACACCAGCAGAAACUGUCCAUUUCAGUCACCACCUGCAACUGGACAGGAUGACAUUACUCCUGUUCUUGUUGGAAAUGGAGCAGACACUGAUUCAUUGUCUGAAAGACCAAAAGAUUCCUACCAGACAUUACAUCACAGUUCCAUUGAUGAUAACAAUGAAUCUGUAUCUGAGUUUCUUGUGCAAAGUGGAGGUGAUAGCAAUGCUUCAAGACAACUAGGACCAGGUGGAGGAGGUGGUGAAGGAGCACAAAAGGAGCAGCCCCCUCUGCACACAUGGGGAGUAGAAAAUGUGGUGCAAGCACUGUCUGAGAAUGGUGCAGCUAUCAACGCCAAGGACAUCCAGGGCAAAACAGCAUUACAUGUAGCCAUAGAAAACCAGCUUGAUGGUGUCGUUUCACUGCUGCUUUGUCAUCCUGAACUAGACUUGACUGUAAGGGACAAAGCUGGCCUAACGCCAUUUGCUGCAGCUCUCACAUACCGUAAUUAUGGAGUAGCACAGGCCAUUCUCGAUCGCAUGCCUGCAGCAGCUGAAGAGUAUGAUGAUAAGGGCCAGAACUUUCUGCAUAUUGCUAUCCAUAAGGAAGACAUGGAGACCAUUGUUUUUCUGCUUUCAAUCCAAGUAGACGUCAACUCAAGAGUGCAAGAUAGUAAUCAGAUGCCACCAUUGCAGCUCGCUGCAGCUGCUGGAUCAGAAACGCUUGUCAGGUCCCUGAUGCUUGCUGGAUCAAGGGUAGAUGACCGUGAUGCCCACCAAAGAACAGCUUUGCAUGUUGCAGCGGGAGCAGGCCAUGCAGCUGUUAUAUCAGCUUUGCUGCAGAAUGGUGCUGAUGCUAAUGCUGUAGAUUCAGAAGGAGAUAACGCAUUGCAUAUAGCUUGCCGUGAAGGUCAACGAGGCUCUGCACUUGUGCUCCUUACUGAGUCACAGUUGGAUGCUGAGGCAGUAAACCUGAAAGGGAGAAAUCCUCUGCAUGAACUUGCAGGGGCAUCAAAGGACACUGCAGCUGGAAUUGCUGAAAUGUUCAUAGAAUGUAUUCCACAUUAUCCACUUGACAAACCAGAUGUUGAUGGCAACACAGCUCUUCUUUUGGCAUACAUGGAAGGCAACGGGAAUUUAUGCCAUACUCUGGUGAGAUUUGGAGCUAGCCUUUGCACUAUGAACAAGGAUGGUGUUACAAUUUUCGACUCCCAAGGUUCAACAAAGGAGCUUCUUCGUAGUUUGCUGGAUAAUUUAUCCCGGGAGCCACAUUUUACAGAAGGUGACAUUUGCUUGGAGUGUGGAAUUAAAUUUGGAGGGAGCGUUCAUAAACAUCACUGCAAUCACUGUGGGCGAAUCCUGUGCAGCAAGUGUUCAGACAGAGCUGUACCUAUCCUGAAGUUUGGAUUGAACAAACCAGUCAGAGUGUGCACUGUAUGCUUCAGUGUGUUACAGGGACCUGGUUAGAAUGAAGUACUUCUGUUCACUUUCCCCCAAUUCCUUUGUGUAUAUAAUGUCAACAUACAGUAAUGUUGUUUUCUCUGAUUUGCAUUUGCUGGCUAGAAUAAUGUUGCUUGGAAUUAAUUGUUAAUUACUGAAAAAUCUAAGAAUGUUAAUGCAUUUUGAUUAUAAAGACGUGUGUGUGUGUGUGUGUGUGUGUGUGUGUGUGUGUGUGUGUGUGUGUGUGUGUGUG